AUGACUAAUGACAAUGGCACAAAACUUGUGGAUAUGGCCAUAGGGAAAGGUCUUAAAGUCAAGAGUACAAUGUUCCCGCAUAAGAACAUACAUAAAGGGACGUGGGUGUCACCUGAUGGUAGGCACGUAAACCAAAUAGAUCAUAUAUUAAUAAAUGAGAGAUUUGCCAAUAACAUAACGGAUGUAAGAACAUACAGAGGAGCUGACUGCGACUCAGACCAUUUCCUAGUGGCUAGCAACCUUAGGGUUAAGCUAAAAACAAUGAGUAGGAAUAUGAGACCGGAAAUUGUCAGGUAUGAUGUAGAGAAACUCAGGGAUAGUAGGAAAGCUAGAGAAUUUCCAGAGAACAUACAGAAAAUGGCACGAGAAUUUAACUCAAAUCCCGAAACAGUAGAUGAGCAAUGGAAAAUAAUUAAACAUACCCUUGGAAAUGUGUCGGAGAAAGUUUUAGGGAAAGCCCAUAGAACGAAGAAACCCUGGUUUAAUGCUAUAUGCCAAGAAGCCCUGAAAAGAAGGAAAAUAGCAAGAGAAAGAUGGUUAAAUGAUGCUAACAAUCAGGAAGAAGAAAGAAUCUUUAGAGUUAAAAGAAAAGAAGCUCAUAACAUUUUUAGAUGUGAAAAGAGAAAGUAUGUUCAAAAUGUAAUAAGGGAGGCAGAACAAGAUUACAGGUCACACAAUAAACGGCAGCUAUAA
Molecule: messenger RNA, 693 nt
Organism: Macrosiphum euphorbiae (potato aphid)
Lineage: Eukaryota; Metazoa; Arthropoda; Insecta; Hemiptera; Aphididae
Source: the annotation of a GenBank genome assembly